GGCUACUUCCCGUGGAAGCCAAAGCCCCACUCCCCUGCAGGCUCUCAGCUGCUGUGAAACCUUUUACCAGAAAGGCUGCUGUUACAGGAAAUAACUUUCAUUCUCCCUUCCUCCUUCUUGAUAUCACAGUCUCCAGAAAAAGAGGAUCUGCGUCCAGACCAGAAUCAAAAUCAGGCAGUCCCAUUUUCAGACUGUACCUAGAGAGUCUGCACUUGGUCGCUGGGAGUCAUUGCCUUAGACCUCUCCCUGUCAUCUUCCAGAAACAAUCUGCAGUCUCUGAGGUGGAAGGUAAGUAGGACCAGGAGCAGCGGAGCAUAGGCUCCAAGGCUGAGGCUCCCAGACACCCAGACAUGGGCAGCAGCCUUCCAACUGUCCUGCCUGCACUCCCAGACUGUGUGUCACUUUUGCUGACUAACGCCUUCCCUGGGGUGGAUUCGGUGGAGAGGGAAGCCCAGGUUCCCAACAGUCCCUAGGUGGGUUGCAUCUCACAGGACAUUUUCAGGUCUGGGUCUGGGACAGUCACUGCUUUUUUUCUUCACGACACCUGUGGUCUUCCUGGGGUUGGGUAGGGUAUUUAUGUGUGGGUGCACCCACUUCUUCCCCUGCUUCUUUUCAACAAAUCUCUCCGAGACAGGAGUGCUAGGAUGCUCUAAGCCCAGCCUGUCCUCUAGAGGCAUCUCCAACAACAGCCUCUGACCCCGGCUGGGCACAGGAGGAGAAAGCUGUCCCGCCAUGGUAGGAGAGUGGGAGGAUAACGGCCAUGGGUUUCUUGGUACCCACAGAUGUCCCAUUCUAGCCUGCACCCAUCCAUCCCACGGCCUAGGGGGACCAGAGCCCGGAAGGCAGCCUUCGUUCUGUUGACUGUCUGCCUGGCAGUCCUUUGGGUUCUGGGAGAGCCACCAGAACACAUUCUCCGAUGGCUGGUGCUCCACCUGGCCUCCCUGCAGCUGGGACUGCUCUUCAAGGGGGUCUGUCAUCUGACUGAGGAGAUGUGCCACCUCCACUCCAGGUACCAGGGCAGCUACUGGAGGGCUAUGCGGGCUUGCCUGGGCUGCCCCAUUCGUUGUGGGGCUCUGCUGCUGCUGUCCUGCUAUUUCUAUGGCUCCCUCCCAAACACAGCUGGCCUGCCCUUCACCUGGAUGCUUGCCCUCCUGGGCCUCUCAGAGGCACUGAACAUCCUCCUAGAGCUCCAGGGCCUAGCCCCGGCUGAGGUCUCUGCAGUCUGUGAGAAAAAGAACUUCAACGUGGCCCACGGGCUUGCAUGGUCAUAUUACAUUGGGUACCUGCGACUGAUCUUGCCAGGGCUCCCAGCCCGGAUACGCAUGUACAAUCUACAGCACGCCAACAUGCUCCAGGGCUUGGGGAGCCAUCGACUACACAUCCUCUUCCCUCUGGACUGUGGGGUUCCUGACGACUUGAGUGUGGCCGACCCCAACAUUCGCUUCCUAUAUGAGCUGCCGAAGCAAAGUGCUGACCGUGCUGGCAUCAAGGGCCGGGUUUACACCAACAGCGUCUAUGAGCUUCUGGAAAAUGGGCAACCGGUGGGCAUCUGUGUCCUGGAGUAUGCCACCCCCUUGCAGACCCUUUUCGCCAUGUCACAGGAUGGCCGAGCUGGCUUUAGCCGGGAGGAUCGGCUUGAGCAGGCCAAACUCUUCUGCCGAAUACUUGAAGACAUCCUGGCAGAUGCCCCUGAAUCACAGAACAACUGCCGCCUUAUCGUCUACCAGGAACCUGCAGAGGGAAGCAGCUUCUCCCUGUCACAGGAGAUUCUCCGGCACUUGCGGCAGGAGGAAAAGGAGGUCACUAUGGGUGGCCCGGACACCUCGAUUGCACCCAAUUCCUCCACGCUGUCCCAGGAGCCCAAGCUCCUCAUCAGUGGCUUGGAACAGCCUCUCCCACUCCGCACGGAUUUAUUCUGAUGCUCAGGGUUCGCUGGCCUGAAAUCCCAGUGCUCCCCAAGACUCUGGAUCCCCGAGACUGUGGAUUGAAGGGCUUUCUUUAGCAGCUGAAUGCCCAGCAGAACCACUUCCUCCCACAGGGAGCCUCUCAGAGAAGGUCCCUGAACUUAACAUUUCAAGACGAAUCCUAUGACUUUGGGCAAGUAGUUUUACCUCUCUGAACCUCAGUGUCCUCAUCUGUGAAAUGGGAUUAUAAUCACUGUCCUACCUAUCUUGCAGGGUUGUUGUGAGGAUUAUGAUUGUAUGGAACAUUUUUGUAAACUCUAAAUGCCAGAUAAAUGUAAGGGAUGUGUCAGGUGUC
Messenger RNA from Mustela erminea (ermine), 2259 nucleotides. RefSeq names its product stimulator of interferon response cGAMP interactor 1 (gene STING1). Gene Ontology annotation, molecular function: 2',3'-cyclic GMP-AMP binding; cyclic-di-GMP binding. Gene Ontology annotation, biological process: reticulophagy; positive regulation of macroautophagy; defense response to virus. The record is from RefSeq and is a predicted model, not a curated record. Lineage: Eukaryota; Metazoa; Chordata; Mammalia; Carnivora; Mustelidae. The transcript has 7 exons. Gene Ontology annotation, cellular component: autophagosome; endoplasmic reticulum membrane. Bases 783 to 1919 code for a protein of 378 amino acids.